AUGAUUGGAAAAAGGAAGAGAGAUACAGCUAUUGUGCCGAGAGCUACAACUUUUGACGAUGAAGAGACGCCGCAGACAAAUACCGAGUCUUCUCAUGAUAUUUUUCGCAAAUUCUUUGAAGCCCAAUUCCAGCCGCUGGAUGUCCCUGGGGCGCAGAUUACCCGCCGCGAUGACGCCGAAGGGGAGAGCGACGAGGAGGCCUCGGAGCUUUCUGACACUGGGUCGAAUUGGGACGGUUUGAGCGAAGGUGAAGAUGGACCGGAGGUGGUUCAGAUAGUCGAGCAUUGCGAUGCAAAAUCUCUGGAUUUGAUGGACAAGAAAGCUCGCAAGGCAUUUAUGACUGCCAAACCGCCAUCUUCCCUCGUCGACCGGACCCCAGCUAAAUCGCCGAAGAGAGAGACCGAAAGUGACAAGGAUGAAAAUGAGAUUGAUGCGGAUCAUUUAAAAAAUGAUCUUGCUCUACAACGUCUUCUCAAAGAAUCCCAUCUUCUCGAGUCCGCGUCCGAUCUUGCUCCGACGGGCAAGAAUCGUCUCAAGGCUCUCGAUUUGCGGAUGCAGGAACUGGGGUCUAAAGAAUCCCUAUACAAGCAAAGGAUGCCUUCUUCUCAUAGGAGAGGCAUCCAAGCUAAGGCUGAAAUGAAGGAGAACAAGCGUCGGAAGGAAGCCAGGGAAAAUGGAAUUAUCCUUGAGAAGCCGACACCCAAGGCGAAUGCCAACAGCUCCAAAAGGCGAGAACGUGGUGUUGGAGGGCCUUCCAUCGGAAAGUUCGCAGGCGGAACCUUGAACCUGAGCAAACAUGACGUAGCCGCUAUCCAGGGAUCGGGACGGUCAAGCAGAGGCAGGGGCGGCAGCAGAGGCAGAGGCAGAGGCAGAGGCAGAGGCAGAGGACGUCGCUAG
This is a messenger RNA of Aspergillus saccharolyticus JOP 1030-1, 897 nucleotides long. RefSeq lists its product as uncharacterized. Bases 1 to 897 code for a protein of 298 amino acids. NCBI's taxonomy places the organism in Eukaryota, Fungi, Ascomycota, Eurotiomycetes, Eurotiales, Aspergillaceae. The transcript has 2 exons. The record is from RefSeq and is a predicted model, not a curated record. Gene Ontology annotation, biological process: maturation of SSU-rRNA from tricistronic rRNA transcript (SSU-rRNA, 5.8S rRNA, LSU-rRNA). Gene Ontology annotation, cellular component: nucleolus.